Messenger RNA from Lathyrus oleraceus (garden pea), 1055 nucleotides. RefSeq names its product transcription factor TGAL1. Gene Ontology annotation, biological process: regulation of DNA-templated transcription. Gene Ontology annotation, molecular function: DNA-binding transcription factor activity. Lineage: Eukaryota; Viridiplantae; Streptophyta; Magnoliopsida; Fabales; Fabaceae. The transcript has a single exon. Bases 5 to 628 code for a protein of 207 amino acids. The record is from RefSeq and is a predicted model, not a curated record.
AUGGAUGUCGAGCUUCAAUUCCGACGAUGCAUGCUAUACAGAAGGGAACACAAUUGAUGGUUUUCAUGUUUCUGACUUCGGAGCAUUUGGUCAGCCGUAUCGCCUAGAGGAUGUCGUUGCUCUGAGUGGAAAUUCAAACUCGGUUUUUAACUCACUAAAAGUAAGUGGCAAAACAAUUUCUCCUGGCCCUGUUCACUUCAGUACUCUUGGAAAGUUUCCAACUUCACUUGAUAAAAGCCCCUUGGAGAAUCAAACGGAGCCACCUAGGUUGCAAUUAACAAAGCUUCAAUCAUCAAAUCCUAGCAGCAGUACGAUAUUAAGUGUUCAUAUAGAAAACCAGGAAGAGUUUGCCAUGGCCGAUGCCAGUCAUAGGACUGAUAUUUCUACUGAUGUUGACACCGAUGACAAGAAUCAACGGUUUGAUACAAAUCAAUCCCUUGCUGUUGUGGGUUCCGACUCCAGUGACAGAUCAAAGGAUAAGUCAGAUCAAAAGACUCUCUGCAGGCUCACUCAAAAUCGUGAGGCAGCAAGAAAAAACCGAUUGAGAAAGAAAGCCUAUGUCCAACAGUUGGAAAGUAGUCGUUUGAAGCUGACUCAACUAGAGCAAGAGAUUCAACGAGCCAGAUAACAGGGAGUCUUCAUAUCAAGCUCGGGUGAACAAACACAUUCGCUAAGCGGAAAUGGGGCAAUGCAAUUUGAUGCAGAAUAUGCAAGGUGGCUAGAAGAACAUAAUCGACAAAUCAAUGAGCUAAGAGCAGCUGUAAAUUCUCAUGCAAGUGAUACCGAACUUCGCAUGAUUGUUGAUGGUAUAUUGGCACAUUAUGAUGAGAUUUUUAGACUAAAAGGUGUUGCAGCUAAGGUUGAUGUUUUCCAUUUGUUGUCUGGAAAACACCUGCUGAGAGGUGUUUUUUAUGGCUUGGUGGUUUUCGUUCGUCCGAACUUCUCAAGCUUCUGGUAAGUCAAUUGGGACCUCUCACAGAGCAGUAGUUGAUGGGUAUUACCAACUUGCAACAAUCUUCCCAACAAGCAGAAGACGCGUUGUCUCAAAGCAUGAC